Messenger RNA from Rhododendron vialii, 3009 nucleotides. Its product is annotated as pentatricopeptide repeat-containing protein At2g18940, chloroplastic. Bases 416 to 2632 code for a protein of 738 amino acids. Gene Ontology annotation, molecular function: protein binding. NCBI's taxonomy places the organism in Eukaryota, Viridiplantae, Streptophyta, Magnoliopsida, Ericales, Ericaceae. The record is from RefSeq and is a predicted model, not a curated record. The transcript has 2 exons.
CUGGGCCUAAUACAGAAAAUAAUAUUGAGCUAGGGUUGAUACUUGGAGAUGGAAGAGAAAUUUGUUCCUUUACUGAGGCCGCCUACUGUCUGAUUGCAAACACAGUUCAAUCUCUCUCUCUCUCUCUCUCUCUCUCUCUCUCUCUCUCUCUCUCUCUCCGUUUGCGUACCACAUGAAUGGCCGUUUGUUGUAGAAUUUACCGUUGAUGUGUUAGUUAUAGUUCAUGUAUUUUCGUAUUUACGGAGUAAUUGAUAAUCUUUAAUCUUGCCCCAGAAGUAUUCUGUUUUAUCCUUCUCUUCUAGCUUCUGUCUCGUUCGAGGGAGAUACAACAGUUCUAGGUUAGGUUUUUAGUCAAGGUUUCGUAGCCAUAAACCCUAAUUCUGUUCCUAAAUUCAUCUACUGCCCUGUCCCAGCCAUGAAUCUUAAGCACUUGUUUUCCAGACAGACAAUCAGCUACAUUUCAAGAUUCAAUGGUAGAGUUAAAUCUCCAAACCCUUGUAUUUACAAAAACUUAUCGACUGUUACUUCCCCCCUUUUCAUCUAUUCACCACCCAAUCAAAACCCUACUCCCUCCCAAAACCCUAAAUUUGAAAAACCAAAUUCGCCAUUCAUUAGAUGCAUCCAUUCUAGCCAAGAAUCAAAACUGGGUGACUUGGGUAGUGAUCCUGAGAUUGAUAUGGAAGAAUCUGAGGAGGAUGGGGACAUGACCGAGUUUCUGUCCCGAUUCGUGUGGAUAAUGCGACGUAAGCUAUCCGAAGUGUACCUUGACUGUGACAAGAAUACGAUUGAGGGCAUGCUUUUGAUUAUUGUUGGGAAGGUUGUGUCGGAAAUGGAGAAAGGUGGGCUUGAGCAGAUGCUUGACGCAGCGGUGGCCACCCCAUCAAAUGAUUUCAGCGAGGAUCUGUGGAAAACUGUGUGGGAGGUUAGCAGUGAAGUGCUGGAUGAUAUGCAGAAGGCGAUGAAAAAGGAGAAAAUGAAAGUGUUUCUUCAAUCCGAAGAGGUGAAGAAAAUGUAUAGAUUUGCAGGUGAGGUGGGUAUUCGUGGGGAAAUGUUGAGGGAGUUGCGGUUCAAAUGGGCUCGCGAGAAGAUGGAGGAGAGUGAGUUUUACCAGAGUUUGGAGUGUCUCCGUGAGGAAGAAGCUCAGGCGGAAAAAGAGGAGGAUGAAACAACUUAUAUCAAAUCCGAAGUCGUGAGUGAAGAGGCUGUUGGGAACGAUUUUGUCAUGGACAAAGAGAAAUCUAAGGUUAUUUCUCUCCCCAAGAGACAUGGGAAGAUAAAAUACAAAAUUUAUGGUCUUGAUCUCUCUGACCCAAAAUGGGCUGAAGUGGCUGAUAAGAUUCAUGAGACUGGGGACAUUUUUUGGCCUCAGGAGCCUAAACCAGUUUCUGGGAAAUGUAAACUUGUUACUGAAAGAAUCCUGUCAUUGAAAGAAGAAGAUAACCCUUCUCCAGUUUUGGCUGAAUGGGUAGAGCUUCUACAGCCUAACCGGAUCGAUUGGAUUACUUUGCUUGAUAGAUUGAAAGAUAAAAACAGCCGGUUAUAUUUUAAGGUUGCAGAACUUGUUCUAGGAGAAGAGUCUUUUCAAACCAACAUUCGUGACUAUUCAAAGCUUAUUGAAGCCCAUGCUCAAGAGAACCGUUUAGAUGACGCGGAGAGGAUUCUGAAGAAGAUGAAUGAAAAUGGCAUCCUACCCGACAUUCUUACAUUCACCAUAUUGGUCCACACGUACAGCAAGGCAGGUAACCUUGAAAAGGCAAAAGAGGCAUUUGAAAACCUAAGGAGUGUAGGCUUUCAACCAGACAUGAGGAUAUACAACUCUAUGAUCAUGGCAUACGUAAAUUCUGGUGAACCCAAGUUGGGUGAGUCCCUGAUGAGAGAGAUGGAGGCAAGGGACAUGAAACCCACGAAGGAGAUUUACAUGGCCUUGCUCCGUUCGUUUGCCCAGCGGGGCGACUUUGGUGGGGCCCAACGAAUUGCCACGACGAUGCAAUUUGCAGGGUUCCAACCUACUUUGGAGUCUUGUACGUUGCUUGUGGAGGCAUUUGGGCAAUUUGGCGACCCGGAUCAGGCAAGAAGCAAUUUCGACUACAUUAUUAAAGUUGGACUCAGGCCUGAUGAUAGGUGUGUUGCUAGUAUGAUUGCAGCUUACAGGAAGAAUAAUUUAUUGGACGAGGCACUGAAUCUCCUGCUGGAAAUGGAGAAAGAUGGGUUUGAGCCUGGGGUUUCUACUUACAGUGUUCUAGUGGAUUGGUUGGGUAAACUGCAACUGGUUGAUGAAGCUGAGCACUUUUUGGGCAAAAUUGAUGAGGUAGGGGAGUCUCCUCCCCUUAAGGUCCAUGUAAGCCUUUGUGAUAUGUACUUAAAGGCUGGAGCUGAGAAAAAGGCACUUCAGGCCUUGGGUGUUGUGGAGGCCAAGAAGGAGCAGUUGGGAGCACAGGAUUUUGAGAGGAUUAUUAAGAGUCUUAUAGAGGGUGGGUUUGCCCAGGAUGCUACAAGGAUACGUGGCCUGAUGGAGGCCCAAGGGUUUGUAGUUUCAGAACCACUUAGGGUGGCAUUGAUGGCAAUGGAGUCAAUUAAGUACAAGCCUGAUUUAUCCCAUAACUUUGGCCGCAAGAGACCAAUAAUGAGGUAGUCUUUUUAUUUGUUAUCUAUCAAGAAAUAAGGAAGUGAGGUAGUCUUUUCAGUCCAUUGAGGAAUGCACUUCCGAACACAGAAUGGCAGGGGAAUGAACCUAAAACUACAAGGGAGUGAAUUGAGCUCAUUGUCACAUUAUUAUCGAAGCCUACGUAUGCAGUAACUGUCGGCAGGGUUUUUGUGCCUGUAAACAUGUAAUUCCAAUUCUGGAAGUCACCAUGUAUUGAAGGCCUCGUGUGAACGGAGAGUGGUAUGUUGCUUAGUUUGAACCUGCCAAAUAUGCAAGGUAGUCUUCUUUUCAGUAGAGGUAACCUUGGCUUGCAGAAUGUGUUCUUUUUUUUUCUUCAAAUAUGAAUCCAAAAUUUGAAACCCAAG